Molecule: messenger RNA, 2334 nt
Organism: Pectinophora gossypiella (pink bollworm)
Lineage: Eukaryota; Metazoa; Arthropoda; Insecta; Lepidoptera; Gelechiidae
Gene: Sir-1
Product: SID1 transmembrane family member 1-like
Exons: 14
Coding region: 72-1805 (577 amino acids)
Cellular component (GO): membrane
Source: RefSeq, a predicted model, not a curated record
UUUUACAUCGAUUACGUACGGCGAUUUCGCCGUUUUCAGCAAUUUUUGCGCAAUUUAUUGCAAUAAGAAAAAUGGUGUGCUUGUACAUUUUAAUCAUAAGUGCUUUAGUGUAUAAUACUCAUCAAACGAGAGCUUCUUCAGGAAUGAAUUAUGGGAAAAACUUCAUUUAUGAUACGUACAAAUAUGACAAUAUGAUCACCGUGUUAGUCAAUUCAACUACAGAACAAAUUCUAGACUUUUAUGAGGAUUCCAACGCCACGCGAGGGUUCCCCACGAGGGUGCACGUGUCCAGCAAUGACACAAUCAAUGGAGACUACCCUCUCUUCAUCACCGCCACACAACAGAAAGGUGUGCUGUCCUGGGAGAUCCCGCUAGUGAUACAGACGAAACACUCUGUCAUGCAGUUCAAUAAUAUGGCGCGGACGCUAUGUCCACACGACGCUGGGCCAAAUAUAACGUCAGAAAAUCGACCGACGAUACAGUUGACGACGUCGAACCCGAAGAAUGUAUCUGUCGACAUUAAAUUAAGACGAGUGGAGGACUUUUAUGUUGAAGUUGAUAAGGAGGUGAACCUGACCGUGACACCGAGCACUCCGAAGUAUUACUACUUCUCCUUUGACCAUUACCCUUUGAACGUUACGACGGGGAAAGGGUUCCUACCUAGAUUUAACUAUACAAUACCAAAGAACGUUAUACUCAUUAUAGAGUCGGAUGAUGAUGUGUGCGCUGUUGUGUCCAUACAGAACAACUCGGUAAGUCGCCGAAAUUUUUAUUUAUUUAUUUAUUUGUACACAAUAAAACAGACACAAGGAACAUACGCAAAGCCCGCGACGGGGAGACAUCCUCGGGGCUGUGCCCCCUCGAUGUGGCCGCACUCGCCGCCCGCAGAAACGGGCGUGGCACGGGAGUGGGACGCGGCGGGCGGGAUCGCCCCUCCUGAUAUUUGUGACAUGUUUUGUGUCACGGGAUUCGUGGGGCUGGCGCUGAUGAUGGAGGGCAUCCUCUCAGCCUGCUACCACCUCUGCCCUAACAAGAUGAACUUCCAGUUUGACUCGUCGUUCAUGUACGUGAUAGCGGUGCUGUGUAUGGUGAAGAUAUACCAGAACCGACACCCCGACGUGAACGCGAGCGCACACUCCACGUUCAUGCUGCUCGCGUUCAUCAUGGCACUCGGUGUGUACGGUAUAAUGUACCCGAGCGUUUAUUUCUGGGUGUUCUUCACGAUCCUGCACCUGGCUACCUGUCUGAUACUCACCUUGAAGAUUUACUACGUCGGCCGGUUUAGACUGGAGCGUUCCAUUCCCGUUCGGGCGAUGUCGGCUCUACGUGUCCAUGGGCGGGGCGCGUUGAUACCCAAUUACAAAGCUCGUGCCGUGCUGCUGGCCAUCGCUAACCUCGCCAACUGGGCCCUCGCUGCAUACGGCCUCUACCACCACAAUAAGGACUUCGCGCGCCACCUCCUGGCGAUCCUGAUGGGCAACACGAUCCUGUACACGGCGUUCUACGUGUGCAUGAAGCUGGUGUACAGGGAGAGUCUGCGGGUGCAGGGCUGGUUGUACCUGGUGCUGGCCCACGCCGCUUGGUUCAUAGCGCUGAAGUUCUUCCUAGACUCCAACACCAAGUGGUCGGAAACCCCGGCAAUGUCACGCCGUCACAACCGCGAGUGCACAGUGCUCCAGUUAAUGGAUUCGCACGACCUGUGGCACAUCUGCUCUGCAGCCGCUCUGUUCCUGUCCUUCAACAUGCUGCUCGGCCUCGACAACGACAUAGCUUCGCAUCCAAGAGAGAAAAUACGCGUUUUUUAAUUACGUCACACAUACGACAACUGCUUAAGCACUUUAUCCCAAUCGGGGUAGUCAGAGGUACAUCCAUCGCAAGAUGAACUAAGUCACACCUCACCUGUUAAACCAACAUGGUCGUGGUUCAACAGGGUCCGCUUACCUAACCUGAAGAAUUGACAGGUCCGGUUUUUACAGAAGCGACUGCCUGUCUGACCUUCCAACCCGCGAAGGUAAACCAGCUCAAUUCAGAUUAGGUCACAUACCUCCGGAAAUGCAUUUCUGGGAAAUGUAUGUAUUUUCGUAUAACUUAAAUAAUCCCUUACAUAUCUUAUGAAAUAAUGGUGCUGACUCCAGUACACACCAUAUAAUUUAAGUUCUCUCUCUCUUUAUUUAAGAGCUGCGCUCUUGUCGGUGGAGUAAUCGCCUUCAUUACUCCAUAGAUAGGUCGUGUAGAACGGUGGUUGCCCCAAUCGCCAUCCGUUCCGCAGUACACCGACCAAUUUCUCAAUCGGUGAUGUUCUAGCUAGAGCCCUACCAGAAUCCAUUUCCUCAA